GUAGGGGGGGGGGUUGAAAGACUAAAACACGAAAGGCGUGGAAUCUCGGUGGGUGCAGCAAGCAGACUAAGAAAGCGGGAAAGGAGACGUUGCGAGAUGGCCCGACGAAUGACGUUCUGGGAGGAUAGACCUCGUGGGAUCAUGCCACCAAGAAUAUCAAAAGGCAGGGUCGAAAUAAGCCUGCCGGCAAGAAGUACGGUAGGGAAUCCGGUGAUGGACUGGGUGGGGGUAGAGUUGGUGGAAAAUACAGUGUACCUAGUAGUGGAGCUGGAAUUGCGUGCGAGAGGGGAGUUCGGGGGCGUAGACUUGAAUCGCUCGGGGCGUGUGCAUGCGACGGGAUCCUUACACCUGUCGGAAGAGGGAUGGCGGACCUUUGGGAUUGCUUUGGCUUUCGAGGAUGACCCCGUGCGAAUGUUCGAAGGGGCAUGGCAAAUAACCUGGCGGGAGGGGUUUGAGUUUGCAGACCCGGGACCAGAUGACGUAACGGCGGAGGUAAAAGUCACCGCGGCAGGGGUCUUUGAGCUACCAAAACUAGGCAAAAUGGCAACGGAGGAGGAGACAGAUAAUCAUAAGAGUGAAGAAGAACCGGGCUUAGGAGGCAGUGCUGCACAAAGCAAAAGGGGGCAGAAGGACAGAGAAUCGAUAAAUCCGGAUGGUACCAAAGGGAACCGGAAGGAGGUCUCCACAGGGGAAAGCUCGGGGAAAGCUGGGGGAAGCAGGCAGGGAACUCAGGGGACCAAGGAAGGCAGGAAUAAGGAUAGGACAAGCCCCGGAAACUUGGAAGGAGCCGUGUCUAAGAAAGUAAGGGUCACGGAUACGAGGCGCAGACUAGCCGAGAUAGACAAAAGGACCGCGGAAUACAAGGCAAGAUUGAUUGAGGAAAUGAUGACUGGGAUCGAAGAGGGCACUCUGCAGGAGGAGCCCCGAGACGAACGGAGAACCGGUCGAGGUGAGACUGGACAAGGGGAUAAAGGUAGUGACCGUGGGGGAACGCCGAGCAAAAGAAGGAAAGAAGGGGAUAACUCUUCAGGGAUGGACGUGGAAAAGGCUACGACCCCGCCAGCCAUAGAUAAUAGGGCUAGCCGCCUGCCGACCACGCCAGCAGUGACGCGAGGGUGCGAAGGACUCUGGAGCCUUAGGGAAAGAGUGUUGGGAUGGUUUGACCCACAAGGAACUACGAAAACUAGGGAGGGACAGAAGGCCGACAAGGAAGGUCCGGAUAACAGUGUGACAGGCGAGGCCAGCAGCUCUGAGGGCGGCCUUAAGAAGAUAGUGUCGUCUCUCGUGCGAGCACUAAACAAAAAUCAAGGCUACCUAGCGGAUGCUAAGAAAAAGUUGACGUUUGAUGGGUCGAACAUCACGCAAUUCCUGAUAGAUUACGAGAACCUGGUUGCGCUGUUGAAAUGGAUCGAAGAGGAGAAGAUGGACCGCCUGGGACAGCAUGUGUCUUUGAGCCUAGGACGGGACAUAGGUCAUCGUAGCCGCAAGCCGGUCUUGGAAAGAAACCCGGGAUGUGAUGAUGAGAAAGUAUCUGGCAGCAGAAAAGAUGGCAACGGAGGCCGAUUUAGCGGCAAAGCCGAACCGGUGGGCGAGAUCAUCUGGGAUCAACGUCAGGGGCGCAGGCCGCAGGUCAAUUUCAUUUUGGAAAACGACGGACAUGAUAGGGUGAACGCGACUACUCGGCUAGGAGCGGUUGGAAGAAGGAUUAACCGUGACACCGUGAUGGAGGAGGUUGCUGGAAGUUCGGAACCCCAGGCAGAGCCUGAGGCCGAGGAACCGGAAAAGGACUAUGGAAAACCUAGGGAAGAGGAGCCUACAGACAAAGUUUCCGCUGCCAAGAAGAAGUUUAGGUACCAAAUCCCGAUCUUAUCCUUACCUGAGAUCGAUGACACCAUUAGCAAGUUACUAGGGACCAUGGUGUUGGUGUCUUUUCAGACUAUGCUGCAGGCUAGCCCUAGGUUGCUCAAAGGGCUUAGACAAUUGUUGACCCGACGGCGAGUAGAAAUAGGCGACAACCCCGAACUACCUGAAGGGGAGAGGGAGGAGGAAGCUCCGCAAGAAGUAGCUAACCUUCAGAGGAGUCGCGAGGACUUGGAGGAUCUCGAGAAAGUUUUUGCGAACAUUCGUUUGAGUUUGCCCGACCGAGAGGGCGGCGAGGUCAUGAGGUUACCUCCCGGGACAAAGCUUAGCUUUCAUGCACUGCCUGUAGGGAAGCUGAAAAUCCAGAUCGGGACUCAUCAUACCGACGCGUUAGUAGACGGGGGGGCAAAAAUAACCCUUAUAAGAAGAGAUUUCGCAAUGAUCACGGGAUGUACGGUAAACAAGGAAGUAACAGGGAGCCUCCGGGGAGAUGGCGGGGAAAUCUCGUUCGCUGGGUACGUCACGAAGUGUGCUGUAAAGGCAGGGGUCAGGGAAUCAAUCUGGUCAUUUCAGCGGAUGACCGUAAUGGAGGAAAUGGAUCACGACAUAAUCCUCGGGAGACCGUGGUGCGCGAACGUAGAGAUAAUAGGCAUGCACUUGCACGAUGGCUCAUAUAUGGUAGACAUAGAGGACCCGGUGACCGGCCGGGGAGAGCUCCUCCGACUCCUUGGAACGGGAGCAGACCCCCCGAGGGGGAAAUUGGCAACAUGGUCGCCGUCAUUCGAGGAUAGCACGCGAAAAGGGGCUUUCGCACGGAUGGAGGGUAUGAGAGAAAGGGUAGAAAUCAUGACUGAGGAAGCGUUCAACAAGAAGGAGUGGAUCAAGAUGGGCCUGCCUAAGAAGAAGAGGAGGCAGGGGGACGAAGUCCUAGGUGUUAUGGUAGCAGAAAAGGAGUCAGAGAUCGAACUUGGUGCUAGCCUGCCCAAACGGAAAGAAGUGCGCGUAGACAUGCCGGAAAUCGCACUCGAGAUCCCUGAUCUAUUGCAACUCAUCAAGGCCCUCAGAUACCACAAGGUAUGAGUGGAUUCGGCAGCCUUGGCCAAAUUCGAAAGAGAGGUGCAAAAAGGAUAUUGCCUGAAUGGGAAAUUAGUUAGCAUUCAACCACG
Chara braunii is the source of this 3026-nucleotide messenger RNA. NCBI's taxonomy places the organism in Eukaryota, Viridiplantae, Streptophyta, Charophyceae, Charales, Characeae. The record is from the annotation of a GenBank genome assembly.